AUGAGUUCAACACCUGAUCAGAAAAUUAAGUCUCCUGUUAAGCCAUAUCAGCCUCCACUGCCAUAUCCAGAUCGAGCUAGACAAGAAAAGAAUGAAGAAGAAUACCAGAAGUUUCUAGAACACAUAAAGGCUCUUCAAAUCAAUAUACCAUUCAUAGAAGCGGUUGCACAAAUGCCAAAAUAUGCCAAAUUUCUCAAGGAGCUUAUAACUAAUAGAAAGAAUAUGGAAGAAGUGAAGAAAGUGGUUCUAAAUGAGAAUUGUUCAGCUGCCAUGUUGAAGAAACUACCGAAGAAGAAGGGUGAUCCGGGAAGCGUAACCUUACCUUGUCAAUUCGGAAAUCUAGCUACCAUCUAUGCAUUGGCUGAUUCAGGGGCGAGUGUAAAUCUCAUGCCAUACUCAUUUUUCAAGAAAUUAGAUCUCCUGGAGCCGAGGCCAAUUCGAAUGGCAGUUCACCUAGCAAAUAAAACGGUUACAUUCCCAAGGGGAAUAUGCGAAGAUCUAUUGGUGAAGGUUGAUAAGUUCGUAUUUCCUAAGAACUUUAUAGUUUUAGACAUGAAAGUGGAUCCUCGAGUCCCGAUCAUUCUUGGAAGACCUUUCCUUAACACCGCAAGCACUAUAGUUGACAUGCAAGAUUCCAAACUUACUCUACGGGUGGGGGAUGAAUGA
This is a messenger RNA of Lactuca sativa (garden lettuce), 666 nucleotides long. RefSeq lists its product as uncharacterized. The record is from RefSeq and is a predicted model, not a curated record. NCBI's taxonomy places the organism in Eukaryota, Viridiplantae, Streptophyta, Magnoliopsida, Asterales, Asteraceae.